This is a messenger RNA of Rhodofomes roseus, 888 nucleotides long. RefSeq lists its product as uncharacterized. The record is from RefSeq and is a predicted model, not a curated record. The transcript has 7 exons. Bases 1 to 888 code for a protein of 295 amino acids. Lineage: Eukaryota; Fungi; Basidiomycota; Agaricomycetes; Polyporales; Fomitopsidaceae.
AUGAGUGCUGGAGGUAUAGAUAAACCUGUUGUAUAUAUGCAAAGUCACAAGUGGAUCGUAGAGAUCCGCCGGCGUACGAACAUCGGUCCGCCCACGCUCGAAGCCGAGCUCGUCGGGGUCGGGGCGGAGGUCGAUCACAUCGACGUCAGUGAGCUGCUCAUCUGCACUGGCAAGAGCGACGCGGCUGUCUCGUCCUCCGCGGUCCAAGUCCACCAGCGUCGGGAGCGUGAGCACGGCAACGGUGCUGGCCGCGCGGAGGGGAGCUCCGGAGAGCGGGGGCCAGGGCAGCUGCGAAGUUGUGGCUGCCUGAGAGUCCGAGACGGUGCCAGCAACACAGAGGUUGGUUCGAUGUAUGGGUGUGGGAGCCACACUGCAAUUGGUGCGAGACGUGGCCAGACACAGAUCCCGCGACGCGAUCACGAGAGCAAUGCGCCGGGCAGGCGUCCGCAGCGGCUUCAAUGUACGCACCUUGUCGAUGAGCUUGAGAUCUUGAAAGUAGGAAACAGUUUUGACGAGCACGUCCAGCACAGCCUCUUGAAUUUCUGGCAUGUCACACUCCGCUCGCGAGUCCCUCCGCAAAUUCAACCACUCCCGCAUCGGAAGGCCCGCCAGACCAAGAUCAGCCUGGCAGACGCCUGUGACACUGAAGCCGGCGAAAAACGAGGCAAGACGAAUGCGAAGGGCAGGAUGGACUCGUGCCAGGCUUGCGGCCGCGACGGGUCACGGCGCUGGGCUUGUAUCACUUCGUCGCCAGAGUUGGAGUGGAGUGCGUCUGGCAAGCUGGUCCUAGAAACAGCGCUAUUGCGAAGGAUGGCACUGGCCGGCACAUCCCAGUGGCACACGUACUACGGCGCUUGGGCGAUGUAUGGGGACAGGCCGCUUAUGUAA